AUGAAGUUCACUACUGUUACUGCUUUCACUUUGGCUACUGUUGCUACUUUUGCCGAAGCUAAAAAGGAACAUGACUAUACUACCACCAAGACUUUAACUACUGAUGGUACUACAAUCACCACUACUUCUACUCAUACUACUCACAAGUAUGGUAAGUUCAACAAAACAAAGAAGUCUCACGCUCCAAAACCAUCUGGUACUCACAGAUAUGGUAGAUUUAACAAGACCAAAAAGUCUCAUGCUUCUAAACCAUCUGGUACCCAUAGAUAUGGUAGAUUCAAUAAGACUAAGAAGUCUCAUGCUUCUAAGCCAUCUGGUACUCACAGAUAUGGUAGAUUCAACAAGACUAAGAAGUCUCAUGCUCCAAAACCAUCUAGUACUCACAGAUACGGUAGAUUUAACAAGACUAAGAAGUCUCAUGCUCCAAAGCCAUCUGGUACUCACAGAUACGGUAGAUUCAACAAGACCAAACAUCAUCAUACAACUGAUACCGGUGGUGUUAACAAAGCUGUUGUCAAUGCUGCUCCAAGUGCCAAGAAUUUCGGUUCUUUGAAGGUAUUUGGUAUCUCUGUUGGUUCUGCUAUUAUGGCCGGUGCUUUAAUACUAUUAUAA
Molecule: messenger RNA, 612 nt
Organism: Naumovozyma castellii
Lineage: Eukaryota; Fungi; Ascomycota; Saccharomycetes; Saccharomycetales; Saccharomycetaceae
Exons: 1
Coding region: 1-612 (203 amino acids)
Source: RefSeq, a predicted model, not a curated record